CAAAAUAUAGUAACUACACCUGCUCCCCCUUUCCCUCGAUUGAAUGGCUUCCGGUGCUAUUACUGUUUCUGUUGUGAAAUCCGGAUACUGGACUUUCGGGAAAGACCCUAUCCGGCUACCAUCAGAAAUACCUUCCGAACUCUUCACACACCUUUAUGCUGGCUUUGCCAAGGUCGACGAUGAUGGCAGGCUGGUGAUCCCAGACGAAUACUUGGAACUAUUCCAACUCUUCACCAGAACCGUUCGAGUUCGAAACCCUAGCGUGAAAACUCUUUUAUCCAUCGGUGGGGAAGGCGCUGACCUAUGUCCAGUGGUGGCAAGCAAAGAGAGGCGUGCAAAUCUCAUAAGGGACUCCAUAGAUCUAGCGAGGAAAUUCGGUUUCGAUGGCCUGGACCUCUGCUGGCUGUACCCCUCCAAUGCCAGCCGGCAGAAACCGCUUGCCUCGCUCCUCUCUGAAUGGAGACAUGCCCUGGACGAAGAACUCACGAAGACAGAGAGCCCAGCUGAUAAGUUGCUUCUAACAGCAGCGGUGUUUCACCACCCGGUCAUUUCUGAUACAGAGGGUCACAUUAUUUUCAGUUAUCCCAUUCCGGAUAUUUCAAAAAACUUGGACUGGAUCAACGUACUCGCCAUUGACUUCUAUACUCCCUCCAAUUCACCCAAGGGGACUGGACCGGUUCAUGCAUGGGAUACUCGACCUAUGGAUCGACCAAAAAUGUGCGGAAAAAUAGGCAUUGAAGAAUGGAUUAAGAGUGGCGUUGAGGCCAACAAAUUAGUCCUCGGCCUUCCAUUUUAUGGCUAUGAAUGGAAACUUUUAAAGGAGAAGACAGAGUUUGGGUUCUUUGCACCGGCUCGUGUAGAAACAAGUAACUCCCUGUCCUACAGAGAUAUCCUGAAAGAACUCCGGCGGGGUAUUUAUAAAACCGAGUAUUCUAGGUCCUAUGAAGCUGUUUACUCGCAUGAAGUGAAUGGGAAGAAAUGGAUUGGUUAUGAUGAUGGAUGCAGCAUCACUGGAAAGGUUACCAAGGCACUAUUUGUUGACUUCAAAUUGCGCGGUUACUUUGCAUGGCAUCUGGAAGACGACGACUGCAACUGGACUCUUUCUCGUUCAGCCUUCGAGUCAUCAGUAGAACCGCCGGCGCCUGAGGCUAAUCCGUAAUGGCCGCCAGUAUAGUGAAGAAUAAUCAACAGCAUGGCCAGCAAUCAGAUCAUAUGGUGUGUUUGCUAUGUACGUAUGUGUGUUUGUGUGUGCUUGUAUUAACAAUAUUAAGGCCAAUGGUAUCAGAUAUACCGAUGUUCUGUUACAAUUAUAUGUAAAAUAGAAGUUGGUAAUUGUAACAUCAACAAUAAGGCCAAUGGCUAUGCUGUGUUAA
Molecule: messenger RNA, 1373 nt
Organism: Juglans regia (Persian walnut)
Lineage: Eukaryota; Viridiplantae; Streptophyta; Magnoliopsida; Fagales; Juglandaceae
Product: class V chitinase-like
Exons: 2
Coding region: 44-1159 (371 amino acids)
Biological process (GO): chitin catabolic process; carbohydrate metabolic process
Cellular component (GO): extracellular region
Molecular function (GO): chitin binding; chitinase activity
Source: RefSeq, a predicted model, not a curated record